Molecule: messenger RNA, 3416 nt
Organism: Corylus avellana
Lineage: Eukaryota; Viridiplantae; Streptophyta; Magnoliopsida; Fagales; Betulaceae
Product: LRR receptor-like serine/threonine-protein kinase EFR
Biological process (GO): protein phosphorylation
Molecular function (GO): protein kinase activity; ATP binding; protein binding
Source: RefSeq, a predicted model, not a curated record
UAUUUUUCAUAUCAAGCAAACUCCGGUAGUUAUCAGACUAGAAAAUUAUAUUCCCAACCAUGAACCAGAUGAAGCACUCUUCUCUGCAUUCCAAGUUGAUUUUGUUCAUAUUUUUUCAUGGAAUUCUUCUUUUGUUUAUGAGCUCAAGUGCUUUUGCAGAUGAGUCUGAUGGCUUGGCAUUGCUUGGCUUCAAGAACCGGAUUAGUGAAGACCCACUUCAAAUCUUGAGCUCAUGGAAUGAUUCCACCCAUUUCUGCAACUGGUUUGGUGUUACUUGCAACCCCUCCAGUAAAAGAGUUAAGGUUCUGAAUCUGGAAGCUCAAAGAUUGGUUGGCUCCAUAGCCCCUUCUGUGGGAAAUCUUACUUACCUUACUGGAAUCAACCUGAAAAACAACAGCAUACAUGGUGAAAUUCCUCAACAAUUGGGAAGACUAGUGCAUCUGCAGCAUCUCAACUUGAGCUUCAACUCCUUUGGUGGGAACCUUCCAACUAAUCUUACUCACUGUACACAACUUAGAGUGCUUGAUGUUGGUGCCAACAAACUUGUUGGGCAUAUUCCGGAGCAAUUUAGUUCAUUGUCAAAGUUGGUUUACCUUAAACUUGGUGGGAACAACCUUACAGGAACAAUCCCAGCAUGGAUAGGAAACUUUUCUUCUUUGCAAAUGCUUGCACUUCUCCUGAACAAUCUACAAGGGAGCAUACCAAGUGAUCUUGGCCGUCUAUCAGGCUUGGGAUAUUUUCAACUUUAUGGGAAUAAUCUGUCUGGUACAAUCCCUCCUCUGAUCUUCAAUAUAUCUUCCAUAUACUAUUUAUCUGUUACUCAAAACCAGCUGCAUGGAAGGCUUCCACCAGAUGUUGGAGUUACUCUUCCUAACCUUGAAAUAUUUGCCGGUGGGGUUAAUAGUUUCACAGGGCCUAUUCCUGUGUCAUUGUCAAAUGCUUCUAGACUUAGUAUACUUGACUUUGCUCAAAAUGGUCUUACUGGGACGGUGCCUCAAAAUCUAGCAAGUUUGAGUGGCUUGGUUAGGCUUAAUUUCGAUGACAAUAGGCUUGGAAAUGGGAAAGUUGAUGGCCUGAAUUUUAUUGGUUUUUUGUCUAACUGUACUAGUUUGGAGGUCUUGGGACUUGGUCGUAAUCAAUUUGGUGGAGUACUGCCAAGCUCCUUAGCCAACCUUUCCUCCACUCUGAAUAUUCUUACUAUGGGUGAAAACAUGAUACAUGGAAGCAUCCCAAUUGGGAUUGGGAACCUUGUUAACUUAACCCUUCUAGGAUUAGAAGGUAACUAUUUGGGUGGUCGUCUCCCAGAUGUUCUUGGGAAGCUCCACCAGUUACAGGGACUACAUCUGCACUAUAACAAUUUUUCAGGGCCAAUCCCUUCCUCCUUAGGUAACCUUACUAAAUUGACAAAGCUUUUUAUGGAUGAUAACAAAUUUGAGGGAAGUAUACCCCCAAGCCUAGGAAACUGCCAAAACUUGCUUCAUCUAAACCUUUCUAGUAACAAUCUCAAUGGUACCAUACCAAAACAGGUUAUUGGUCUUUCUUCCCUUUCAAUUUCUUUGGUCAUGUCAAAUAAUUCUUUGACAGGUACACUGCCAUUUGAAGUGGGUUACUUAAAAAAUCUUGGGGAGUUAGAUCUCUCAGAUAAUAGAUUAUCAGGUGAAAUUCCUGCUUCCCUUGGUAGCUGUAUUAGUUUGGAUCGUUUGCAUUUGGAUGGUAAUUCAUUUGAAGGAGCAAUUCCUCUAUCUUUGAAGACACUAAGAGGUUUAGAAGAUAUUGAUCUUUCGCGCAAUAACUUGUCAGGGCAAAUUCCUGAAUUUCUUAGCAAGUUUUUGUUACUUAAGCAUCUCAAUCUUUCUCAUAAUGAUCUCGAGGGAAAAGUCCCAAGUGAAGGGAUUUUUUUGAAUGUGAGCGCAAUUUCAAUAUUUGAAAAUAACAAGCUAUGCGGUGGUGUCCUAGAAUUACAUUUACCAACAUGCUACAGAAAGAGUCAACAUUCAUCCGGGAAACGCCUUGCACUCAAGGUAGUCAUUCCAGUCGUUGGGAUAGUCAUAUUUAUACUUGUUCUAUUGUAUCUUUUCCUCACAUGUUCUAUGGUUAAGAAUUCGAGAAAGAGACCUUUGGCCACAUCUUCCUUAAAUGAUUGGCAAUUGGGUAUAUCUUAUGCAGAACUCCAAAAAUCAACUAACGGUUUCUCAGUGGACAAUUUGAUCGGUUCAGGUGGUUUUGGUUCUGUAUACAAAGGAGUUCUUUCUAGCAGUGGAGCAAUUGUUGCAGUUAAAGUGUUAAAACUUCAACAACAAGGAGCUUCCAAGAGUUUUAUUGAUGAAUGCAAUGCUUUGAGAAUUUUACGGCAUCGUAAUCUCCUUAAGAUUAUCACCACUUGUUCAAGCAUUGAUCAUCAAGGGAACGACUUUAAGAGUCUAGUUUUUGAGUUCAUGUCUAAUGGAAGCCUAGACCAGUGGUUGCAUCCUAUAGAGGGUGAGCAACAUAAAUGCAAGAGAUUGAGCUUUAUUCAGAGACUAAACAUAGCCAUGGGUGUUGCUUAUGCAUUGGAAUAUCUUCAUCUCUAUUGCGAAACGCCGAUUGUUCAUUGUGAUAUAAAGCCAAGCAAUGUCCUCCUCAAUGAAGAUAUGGUAGCCCAUGUUGGUGACUUUGGAUUAGCGAAGUUCAUCUUUGAAGCAUUAGAUAAUCGCUCCAAAAAUCAAGCAAUGUCAGACUUGUCAGCUGUGUUGAAGGGUUCUAUUGGGUACAUUCCUCCAGAGUAUGGGAUGGGUGCCCAAGUUUCCGUACUUGGAGACAUGUAUAGCUAUGGGGUACUCUUGUUAGAGAUGUUCAUUGGAAAAAGACCUACUGAUGACAUGUUCAAAGAAGGUUUGAGCAUUCGCAAGUUCACUGAAAUGGCUUUGCCGGAACAUGUCAUGGAUAUAGUGGACUCGUCAAUGCCCUUUGAAGAAGAUGAAGAAGAUGCUAAUGAUGAGAAAAAUAAAGAAGGCAUGGAAGAAAGCGCAGUAAUUGAAGAAGUUGAUUGUCAUUUCAAUGCCAUAAGCAAAGUGGAGGAUUGCUUGGUCUCAGUGUUGCAGAUUGGACUGUCGUGCUCUGCAACAUCACCUCUUGCGCGGAUGCCCAUAAAUGUUGUCGUCAACAAACUGAGUGCAAUUCGAGACGCAUUUUUUCAUGUUAAAUCACUAAACUAGUACCAUAAAAAUAAAGAUGGAGGAAUUGGGUUUUGGCAAUUUACCAAACCCAUAUUGUAUUGCAAUAUUUAUAGAUGUACAGAUUACAUUACACAGAAACAAUCCUAUCAGCUAGUGACUGGUUUGAAUACAAGAUGUCUUGUAUACCACCUCUGGCUGCAAAUGUUACUGCCUUGUCAUGUCAGCAUGUUCUUUAUCUACAAUGUUCUGAAUUUGAACACG